AUGGAUGAGAAUGCCCAAACUCCCGUCGAGGACGUCUCUGAGCCCUCGACUGACCUAGGCGAUACAAGACCGGUACCGAGCAGAGUUGCCUCUGCUGCAUCAUAUGACAGACAUCGCCGUCGAAACCCGAGAGCAAGGCGUCCGGUGAAGGAAACACUAGACGCCCGCUCCGAGUAUACCACCAGUCAAGAUGAUGGGACCGCCGAGCACCGCAUCAACCAGUAUGUGAUCCGACAGGAGAUCGGGCGUGGAUCGUUCGGUGCGGUCCAUCUGGCGGCUGAUCAAUUUGGAAAUGAAUAUGCAGUGAAAGAAUUCUCCAAGUCUCGUUUAAGAAAACGGGCCCAAUCGCAUUUAUUGCGAAGACCCAGGGGUCCGAGGCGACCCGGGACGGGGUUUAACUCGCCGUUACAUCGUCAUCCUUCGGGGGAUGAUAAUGAGACUGCCAAGAAUCCUCUAUAUCUGAUCAAAGAGGAAAUUGCGAUCAUGAAAAAGCUCAACCAUAAUAAUCUGGUGUCCUUGAUCGAGGUCCUGGAUGAUCCAACGGAGGACUCGUUAUAUAUGGUAAUGGAAAUGUGCAAAAAGGGCGUGAUCAUGAAAGUUGGACUAGAGGAACGAGCAGACCCAUACGACGAUGAGCACUGCCGGUGCUGGUUCCGCGAUCUGAUACUGGGCAUUGAAUAUCUUCAUGCUCAGGGAAUCGUCCACCGAGACAUCAAACCGGACAAUUGCCUGUUGACCAAUGAUGAUGUGCUGAAGGUAGUGGACUUUGGUGUAUCGGAGAUGUUUGAAAAGAAUUCUGAUAUGUUCACUGCUAAGUCAGCUGGCUCUCCAGCAUUUCUGCCACCUGAGCUGUGUGUUGUCAAACACGGUGAUGUUUCUGGAAAAGCAACGGACAUCUGGUCAAUGGGCGUGACUCUAUACUGUCUUCGAUAUGGUAAGCUGCCAUUCGAGAAACAAAGCAUAUUCGAAUUAUACGAUAGUAUCAGAGGGGAUCCCUUGGUAUGCGAAGAGGAGACAGACGAAAGCUUCAAAGAUUUGAUAGGAAGAAUUCUGGAGAAAGACCCGGAGAAACGGAUCGACAUGUUUGGCUUACGGGUGCAUCCUUGGGUAACGAAGAAUGGAACAGAUCCUUUGUUGUCUUUCGAGGAGAACACAUCACUGAUCAUUGCACCGCCGACGGAGGAAGAGAUGAACUCGGCUAUUACAACGAAUAUGGGUAACCUCAUGACUGUAAUGAAAGCAGUCAAGAGGUUCAAACGACUGAUGGAUCCUUCCAAAGCGCAAACACCCAUGCAGAGCAUCCUCGGCGGAGACCAUGAGGCUUACUUUGUCGAGCCACCAAUGGAAAUGGACCCAGAUGAACCUUUCCCAGCAGUAGGAGAGCAAGCCCACGGUCUAAGCGCCGGCAUCAGAAAGGUCUUUGGACGAAGCCCUUUCGCAGGGUUCCGCGAAAGCCCAAACACCAUGGGGUCCAGCGACUCAGCCAGCAUCUCCUCACGACCAGAUCACAGCCCAGGCAGCAGUAAAAGACCAAGCGGAGUCUUCGAGCCAGAGCGAAAAGACUCUAACUCUCGCAUCGGCCGACCUCUAGGCAACACAGACACGCAAGGAGCAACCCACUCCCAGUCAGCAUCCCCACACAUACCCUCUCGCGCCAGCUCAGCAACAACAAAGCGCAGCCUAGAAGGCACAAGAGGGCACGCACGGGAUCCCCUAGAAGAAGACUUUCCCUACCUUUUCAUUGGACCGUCAACAUACACAGGAGCCUCACACACAGAACCAAGCACCAACUCCAUAACAGCAACAUCAGACGCACCAAUAUUCGAAGAACCAGAAAGCACCCUGAACCCAACAAACGAGAUGGAAAUAGAAGAAGAACCAGCCCAGAUCGUCAGCGAAUCACCCGGAGCAGCAGACUUCAACAUCUACGAAACGGCAUACAGGAUGGAACUCGACCGCAUCAAGCACAGCCUUUCCGAGUCAGAUCACACCAACCGCCAAUCCGGUCCAAAGGUCUACCUCACCCGUCGCGUCGAGAAUAGAGACGAGGUCAUGCGACUGGCCAAGGAGAAGGCUCUUGAUUUGCAGAUUGGGCAGCGGUUUGCGUUGACGCCUGUCAAGUCUGCGCCGUCGGCAUUCAGCUCUGUUGCCAGUGCAUUGCGCACGCAGGUGCAGAAGAAGAGGGCUGGCGGGGAGAGUGAGGGGGAGGGUCAGGGUGAGAGUGGGGAGGGAGAUGGGAAUGGGAAUGGGGGUGAGGGUGAGGGUGAAGAUGGAUCAAAGGGUGGUCAGGCUGUUCCUCAUCCUCACCCUGCUAAGCGUCUUUCUCUUUCGUCGCAGGUUGCUCCUGACACUGAGGCUUCUUCGCUUGAAGCGACGGGCGUUUCUGCUCAUGAAUCGGCUGAGGAUUCGAAGGCUCAGUUGCGUCGGCUUCUUGAGAGGGUGAGGGGGAAGGGUGAUGCGGAAUGA
Messenger RNA from Penicillium nucicola, 2466 nucleotides. RefSeq names its product serine/threonine-protein kinase. Gene Ontology annotation, cellular component: cytoplasm. The transcript is spliced from 6 exons. The coding region runs from base 1 to 2466 and encodes 821 amino acids. Gene Ontology annotation, biological process: intracellular signal transduction; protein phosphorylation. The record is from RefSeq and is a predicted model, not a curated record. Gene Ontology annotation, molecular function: protein serine/threonine kinase activity; ATP binding. NCBI's taxonomy places the organism in Eukaryota, Fungi, Ascomycota, Eurotiomycetes, Eurotiales, Aspergillaceae.